Molecule: messenger RNA, 333 nt
Organism: Helobdella robusta
Lineage: Eukaryota; Metazoa; Annelida; Clitellata; Rhynchobdellida; Glossiphoniidae
Exons: 3
Biological process (GO): intracellular signal transduction
Cellular component (GO): plasma membrane
Molecular function (GO): transmembrane receptor protein tyrosine kinase adaptor activity
Source: RefSeq, a predicted model, not a curated record
UUGAAUGAUUGUCCAUGGUUUCACGGCAUGAUAACGAGAAUGGAGGCAGCUCGGCUGAACAACAACAACAACAACAUUCCAGCCAACCUUCAAGGAAUAUUUCUCGUUCGACAGAGUGAGACUCGCAUGGGAGAACUGGUCCUCACAUUUAACUUUCAAUCAAAGGCCAAGCAUCUACGAAUGACCUUGAACUCUGGGGGAGAAUGUCACGUGCAACACUUGACCUUUCCAACUAUCUUUGACAUGCUGGAACACUUCAAGGUUAAUCCCAUUCCACUGGAGACUGGAGGACUGUCUGACGUCACCCUCACCAGCUAUGUCCUCUCACAAAAA